Messenger RNA from Penicillium canescens, 717 nucleotides. RefSeq names its product Pea pathogenicity protein 2. The transcript is spliced from 2 exons. NCBI's taxonomy places the organism in Eukaryota, Fungi, Ascomycota, Eurotiomycetes, Eurotiales, Aspergillaceae. The coding region runs from base 1 to 717 and encodes 238 amino acids. The record is from RefSeq and is a predicted model, not a curated record.
AUGCCUGAUCUCCACAGCUUGCCUGCUGGCUCUAGACCUGUCGCGGCCAUUCGAAACAAUGGUCCAGAUCACUUGGUUUUGGAGCGUGUGAAGCUUCGAGAGCUCGCUGAGGGAUGGCCCCUCUAUAGAGACUCAUGCGAAUGGGAAAACUUCGAGUCGAUAUUCCACCCUAAUGCCCAUGUGUAUACCACUUGGACUGGUCAGGUGGCGUACAACGAAUUCAUUGCCGCCUCAAAGACAGGUAUGGACAGGGGAGCGUUCAUCAUGCAUCGCUGCCACGGCGCGAGCACUGAUAUCGACACAGCGGGAACCCGCGCUGUGACCAAGCUCAAGGCAACUAUUACGCAGCGUUUUGAAGUAGACGGCAUUGAGUUUGAUGUCGAGACUGAUUGCCGCUUCUGCUUCUUCUUUGAAAAGCUUGAAGGAAACUGGGGUGCCCGUCUUGUCAGACACUGGUACGAGAAAGACAAGAUGAUCCCGACGAAUCCGGCCAAGUUACCUACGCUGGAUGAAGAACGUUUGAAGAAAUACCCACCGGGAUACAAGUACCUCGCGUAUUGGCAGGAGGUCACGAUGGGGGUGACGGUUCUGCAGGACCUGCCAGGGCAUAGACGGCAUGUUGGGACGGUAAAUCUAGACAAGCACGACUUGCUGUAUCGGCUGGUGAAGGGAUGGCUAGAGGGUGGACAGCUAGCCAGCUUGAUGAUGGGAAACUAA